UCUAUCAAAUGAUUACUAAAUGGUGAUUGCAGUUUAUGGGGUUUAAUGGACUGUUCUUUUUGUUAAUACUUCCGAUCACAUCUACUCCACCAUGGGGCACAAGGGAACAGGUCUAGCUCUGAUGGAAGGGAGGCCCACGAUAUCAAGUAAGAUAUAUCACAUGCAGAUUUCACUGUUGCAUUCAUCUUCUGCCAUAGGCUUUGGUCACAGCCACUCUCUCAAUUAUAUCUGUCAGAUAAAAUUAAUGCACUGAGAAUCCAGGAAGGGCUCAGGUUCUUUGGUCACGCAAGUAAUGCAAGAGGCUUUUAUCAGCUUCUAAACUGUAAUGAUAACUUUCAAAAUACAAGAGAAAAGAACCAUUAUGGUGUAGGCUAUAGAGUACAGCACUACAGCUUAGAUCUACAACACUGCUGCAGACAUCGAAAUCUUCAUGGCUGUGGGUGAAGAAGAAGUAUCGGUAUCAGGUAUUGGCAAACUUUCUCAGGAAAACCAUCCCAGCGGCCUCACCAUCAAGACUUCAUCUUGUUGCAGCAAAACUGGUAAAGAUGCUUUAAGCUUGAAAACCUCAAUUGAGUCAUCUCCAUACAACUCUCCCUCCUUGGUGUCCCCACCAUCGUCAGCAUUUGUUUCAGCUUUGCAGUCACCAUAUAUAUCCCCGAGAGCCACAACCACGAAACCUCAAGAUAACUCAACUCCACAAGAUAACCUUACUCUUGUUAUACAUCCAUCGCCACCAGUCUCAUGCAGAGGGGGUUAUUCACAAUCUGAUGACAUGCCAAGUAGUUCAUACACUCCACCAUCAGACCUGUAUGAAUACUCUGAUGACCCUGACCCUGCUGAUCCGAAGCUCAAGUUUGUAACUUGUGUUCCAGUUCCAGAUCCUGCUCCACGCAUCUCAUUCUCAUUUCCAGUGCCUAGGAUUUCCUUCACCAAAAUUCCUGUUUCUCCAGCUUCUAAUGCCAAACUCAGGAGCUGUGAUGUUUUCAUUGGCUUCCAUGGUCAAAAUCCAAACUUGGUUCGCUUCUGUAAGUGGCUUAAGUCAGAGCUGGAGCUUCGGGGAAUUGCUUGCUUUGUUGCAGAUAGAGCCAAGUAUUCAGAUAGUCAGAGCCAUGAGAUCGCUGACCGAGUCAUCUGCUCAGUCACAUAUGGAGUUGUGGUGGUCACAAAUUCUAUCUUUCUCAACCAUCUCAGCUUGGAGGAAAUUAGAUUCUUUACUCAAAAGAAGAACUUGAUUCCGCUCUUCUUUGACACGGGGCCAGCUGAGAUCAUGGGACUUCUCAACUGCAAUUCAAUCGGUAAAGAAUGCAAAGAAGCCAUCGACGGACUAAUCAAAUGUCACGAGUUCAAGCUGGAAGCCAAUCAGGGUAAUUGGAGAAGCUGUGUAGCUAAAGCUGGAGGAAUGUUGAGAGCAAAGCUUGGAAGGAAGAGUGUGGCAGAUAAAGACUUUGCUGGUGAAGCAUUUGAGGAGCUGCCAUUUCCAAGAAACAGGUUUUUUGUGGGAAGAGAGAAGGAGAUUAUGGAGAUUGAAACUGCUCUAUUUGGACAUGCUGAUUCUCUUGAGCAAGAUUGUUGCUCUAUGCCUAUCAUAAAAGGUGAAGCAAGUGGGCAAUCUGAAGGGCUUGCCGAUGAAGAAAGUGAUGGGAAGUGCAAAGAGCCUACGCUAGAAGCAUGGGUUGAACAAGUUAUGGGAAGAAAUUCAAUGAAAAGGUCCAAAUACAAGAAAUCAAAGUGUGGGAACUACAAGAGCUUAGGCAGCAGUGUGAUUUGCAUAAAUGGUGUUCCUGGCAUUGGAAAGACAGAGCUUGCUCUUGAAUUUGCCUAUAGGUAUUCUCAGAGAUAUAAGAUGGUUCUUUGGGUUGGUGGAGAAGCUCGAUAUUUCCGGCAGAAUAUAUUGAAUUUAUCACUCAACUUGGGAUUGGAUGUGAGUGUUGAAGAUGAGAAGGAAAGGGGCCAGAUUCGAAGCUUUGAGGAGCAGGAAAUUGAAGCAUUCAAGCGAGUGAAGAGAGAGCUCUUUCGGGACAUGCCUUAUCUAUUGAUCAUCGAUAAUCUUGAGACAGAGCGAGAGUGGUGGGAAGGAAAAGACCUGCAUGACUUGAUUCCUAGGAACACCGGAGGGUCUCAUGUGAUUAUCACAACUAGGCUAUCAAAAGUGAUGAAUUUUGACACAAAGCAGCUUCCUCCAUUGCAUUCAUCUGAUGCAAUGAUUUUAGUAAGGGGAAGAAAGAAAAAAGAUUAUCCGGCAACGGAGUUGGAGUUCUUGGAAAAAUUUGAUGAGAAAUUGGGAAGAUUGAGCUUUGGUUUGUGGAUUAUUGGUUCACUGCUUUCGGAACUUUCCAUUUCUCCAUCUGCACUCUUUGAAGCUGUGAACGAGGUCUCACUUGAAGAUGGUUCCACUUCAUCAUCUAUAAGCACUAGUGGUGACCAAUACUGCAAAACCAACUCUUUCCUGAUGAAAAUUCUAUGUUUUUGCUUCGAGGUCUUGCAGCAAGUUAAGGGGAGAAGGAACAUUCUCGCCUCAAGAAUGCUUCUUGUUGGUCCUUGGUUUGCCCCAUCACCCAUUUCAGCAAAUUUGCUAGCGACUGCAGCUAAGUACAUGCCUCUUGCUGGAAAUCGAUUCAGAAGGUGGACUAACUGCCUGAGCCUCGUGUCCAGUUGCUGUGGUGGAUGUGGUUUAGCUAAUCAAAGUGAAGAAGAUUCUGCCAUUCUCCUAGUAAAACUAGGAUUGGCAAGAAGAGUGAAUCGACAGAGUGGAUAUUGGAUUCAAUUCCAUCCGAUAACUCAAUCGUUUGCAAAGAGGAAAGAGUGCUUAUCCGCUGCUAAAGCCACAGUCCAAGGCAUAAGAAAACAUGGGAAUCCAUUGCUGAAUUCUGAUCAUCUAUGGGCUUCUGCAUUUCUUGUAUUCGGAUUCAAGUCCGAGCCCCCAAUAGUGCAAUUAAAAGCAAUUGAUAUGGUUUUGUACAUCAAGAAAACGGCACUACCGUUAGCAAUCAUAGCCUUCACAACAUUCUCAAGAUGCAACUCGGCAUUGGAGUUAUUGAAGGUGUGCACAACUGUGUUGGAGGAAGUAGAAAAGUCAUUUGUAUCACAAGUACAAGACUGGUGCCAUGGAUCCCUUUGCUGGAAAAAGAAGUUACAGGGUAAUCAAAGGGUGGACGAGUACGUGUGGCAAGAUGUUACAUUGUUGAAGGCUACUCUAUUGGAAACGAGAGCAAAGCUGCUGUUAAGGGGUGGCCAUUUUGACAGCGGUGAGGAACUGUGCAGAACUUGUAUCAGUAUUCGGACAGUAAUGCUCGGGCACAAUCAUGCCCAAACCUUGGCUGCUCAAGAAACACUUGCCAAGUUAGUGAGAAUGAGGAGCAAGAUAUGAUGUACCUGAUUCUUAAUAGAAGUUCAUUUUUGUACACAACGUAAAAUACAGCGAUGAAUUUUGUAGUUUUCAUUCUUCACUUGAAUUAGAUUUGUUGAAUCACGGCAUAUGAUCCAAACACAGUAUGCUGGGGAAAACAAACUCCUACAGCAACUCAGUGUAAAAUGUAUCCUCCACUGAAAAUGAU
Durio zibethinus is the source of this 3554-nucleotide messenger RNA. RefSeq names its product P-loop containing nucleoside triphosphate hydrolases superfamily protein. Gene Ontology annotation, molecular function: ATP hydrolysis activity; ADP binding. The record is from RefSeq and is a predicted model, not a curated record. Gene Ontology annotation, biological process: recombinational repair. NCBI's taxonomy places the organism in Eukaryota, Viridiplantae, Streptophyta, Magnoliopsida, Malvales, Malvaceae.